GCGGGCAUGCGGACAUCAAAAACGGAGCAAUUUCCUUUGUCAUUCCAACAGUCCAAGCACUCAUGCAGUUUUAUUUAGUUUAGUUAGGAGACCGUAGUGUUUCUAGUAUUUAAACGCCACGUUAAUGUAAACAAUGUUUGGAGAAAGGUCGUUUGAACUGGUAAAAGAUGUAGAACGUCAAAUGACUGGUUGUGUUACUGGUGUUCCAACAUAUGAUGAGAACGGGGUCCGUCAAGUAUUGGACGAGAUGCAGUUGCUAUUUGAUCAAAACCAGAAAGAUUAUAAUCGAAUCGGACAGAAAGUAAAUCAGAACGAUGUGACUGAAAAUCUGGACGUUACGAUGAACUCUAGCACCUCGACCGGAGCGCAAGGUGAGGCAGCCGGUGUCUACUUGCGCCAUACUGCUCUUGAGAGGAAUAAAGACUGUCUACUCGCCUAUAUGUCAACCCGAUUGGAAAGAAUUAGAGAUUUGAGAUGGAUUAAGGGCAGUGUUUUACCCGAAGCUGAUCAAAAUAAUAUGACAGAACAAGAACUGCAGUACUUUACGGAUUACAACAAAAUUUUGGCCAAUUAUAUGCGUGAUAUCGGAGUAGACGGAGAUUUUGACGGCUUGGAUUUAACCGAACAUAUGGAACCUCCUAAAUCUCAUAUGGUUUAUUUCAAGGUCCUCAAGGAGUACGGAGAAUUUGAGCCCGAGGAUGGAAAGAUAAUUGUUUUAAGAAAAAAUUGUGUCCACCAUUUACCAAAAUAUCAAUGUGAAACUUUAAUUAGACAAGGUGUAAUAGAAAUUCUAACAGAGUAGAUAAGUUUAGCCUAUAGGUAUGUAUCUUAGAUAUAUGUAACUGCUCAUGUACCAAACGUACAUUUUUAACCUGUCCAAGAUAAUUUUCAUAUCAUGAAUCCGAUUCAUUAUUUCACGUUUUUUAAUGCCGUAAAGUGUCAGAAUCGUAUUUAAUGCAUUCAGUAAGCUAGAAUACAACAAUUUUAUUUAAAAAAUUAAACUUUAAAAAUUAUAAUGACUCGCAUCUUUAAAAUCACAAUUCAGCAGAUUUCUGGUCAUAGGAACUCUUGAUUGUAAUUUCUUAGAUUCCUUGAAACUGAAAUAUAUAUAUUAUGUGCAUUAUGUUCUAUUUUCUUGUUUCCCUGCUGCAAGUCUUAACUGAUGACACGAGGUCAUUGAUUCCGAGAUUGUUAAAGUCUGCCACUGGAUGCCUGACUUUUACGCAUGGCCCUCGACAAUAAACGUGCUCACAUACUUCGAUACAGUGGCCUUCGACGUUUACUGAUGAGAAGUGAUCAUUUUGUUGUCCGUUGAGAUUGGCGCAUUGGUCACUGAGAAUAUACGUAGAUCUUAGACCUACAUAUGCAUAAUGGAUUGAAAUAAAUAAAUAAUUAAACAAAUC
Folsomia candida is the source of this 1403-nucleotide messenger RNA. Its product is annotated as DNA replication complex GINS protein PSF1. Lineage: Eukaryota; Metazoa; Arthropoda; Collembola; Entomobryomorpha; Isotomidae. The record is from RefSeq and is a predicted model, not a curated record. Gene Ontology annotation, cellular component: GINS complex. The coding region runs from base 134 to 802 and encodes 222 amino acids. The transcript is spliced from 5 exons. Gene Ontology annotation, biological process: DNA strand elongation involved in mitotic DNA replication; DNA replication.